GACAAUGUAUCCAGUCCACUGGUUCCGUGCAGUUUCUCUGGUCGUUGGCGUCUCCGUGUUUUGCUCUGCAGGACCACUUCAUGCUCAGUGCAAAGUAGAAUGGUACUUUGGAAUACCAUGUCAAGUGGUUAGUGAGUCCCUGGUCUCACAGAUCAAGAAGUGGGGAACCAUGGCCGGCUGUACCAUGGGAGGACAGAGGUGCCUUUACAAGCUGCAGUCUGCCUCCAUUCACUUCAUAGCAGCCAAACACACCACUCCUUUUAAGAGGCAUGUGGACGACAUCAACUUCCGGCUGGUCUCCUAUCACUUCUUCACAUGCUGUCAUGUUUCGGCCAUGUCCAUUUCUGAGACGUGGCACACCAUUGAAGAUCAUGGCACCAACUACUGCAACCUCUACAAUCUAAUGGAGGGAAGUGGUCUUAAUGAAGCCCGUGGUUAUAAAGAGGUGACCAGUGACUUCCAAUGUACACAGCGUUCUUCUGCUAACUGCACUGUCUAUUGAUGGACUAUAUAGACGACCAGAGUCCAUCAGAGCCAAUGUCCAGCCAAUGUUUUGGCUUUCCUCUUCUUCGAAUGUUGUAAUAAACUCUCAGUUCUACCUUCUUGCUGCUGUUGCUAUUUUGAGUACAUUUUCUGUGCUCCUUACAUAGUAAGUAAGUAAACUUAAGUGAACAGUCUUUCCAUAUUUUGCAUGUAUUGUCACAUUUUGUUGACAGAUAUUAUGAAAUGUUUUAUCCCUGUCUAUUUACAGUAUUGGCUCAUGUUUUGUUAAUUAAAGUU
Molecule: messenger RNA, 780 nt
Organism: Solea solea (common sole)
Lineage: Eukaryota; Metazoa; Chordata; Actinopteri; Pleuronectiformes; Soleidae
Exons: 5
Coding region: 5-502 (165 amino acids)
Source: RefSeq, a predicted model, not a curated record